CUCACUUGGAAAAUGCCGCUAUCUCGCAUCGAUCUGGCGCAAGGCGCGAUCUAAGGCGCUGGAAUGGAUCGCCGUGGCCUGGUUCUCAUCUGCAUUGCCUGCAUUCUCGUCGAUCGCAGCUCCUCCUUCCUCACCGACACGGGAAGAGAGCUCGAGGUCGAAAAUUUCAACGAUCAGGGCUGGAACAGCGGCGGCGACACUACUCCAGCUGAAUCCACCACGCAGGCCACGAUCUUGGGCUUCCUCCGCCACGAUGGAUCGCUCGAUAACGAGGUAUUGGCCAGGGAAUCAGGGGAAGAGGAGAAUCCCGAGAUCGUGGACAGCGAUCUGGUUCUUAGCAGGAAUUUCAGCGCCGAGGAGGAUGUGAAUGGGAAAUCUUACAAAUUCGAGGAGUGUCCUCCCAGGAUGAAGGAGUAUAUUCCCUGCCUCGACAACAAAGAUGCUAUCGGCCGGCUUGCAUCCACUGAGCAUGGAGAGAAGUGGGAGCGGCAUUGUCCCGCUGGGAAAUCACGACUGUGUUGCAUCAUUCCACCUCCAUUGGGAUACAAGCGGCCUAUACGGUGGCCCAAGAGCCGGGACGAGGUGUGGUAUAGCAAUGUUCCUCACACACGCUUGGUUGCUGACAAAGGCGGGCAGAACUGGAUCCAGAGUCAAAAGGAUAAGUUCGUUUUUCCUGGUGGAGGAACACAGUUUGCUCAUGGAGCUGACCAAUAUCUGGACCAGAUGGCUGAGAUGGUACCAGAGCUUGCCUUUGGUGAACGCACACGCGUUGCGUUGGACAUUGGUUGUGGUGUUGCAAGCUGGGGCGCUUAUCUUCUCUCUCGCAACGUUCUGACGCUUUCCAUUGCUCCGAAAGACGUGCAUGAGAAUCAGAUACAAUUUGCACUCGAGCGUGGGGUUCCUGCAAUGGUGGCCGUCUUGGCCACUCGUCGGCUCUUAUAUCCAAGUCAAGCAUUUGAUCUGAUCCAUUGUUCUCGUUGUCGUAUCAACUGGACUCGUGACGAUGGUAUACUUCUUGCGGAAGUUAAUCGCAUAAUGCGCGGCGGGGGCUACUUUGCAUGGGCAGCUCAGCCUGUUUACAAGCACGAGCCAAGUAGUUUGCAGGCAUGGAACGAUAUGGCAGACCUUGCCAAGAACCUUUGCUGGAAACUAGUUGCCAAGAAAGGCUACAUUGCAAUCUGGCAGAAGCCCGUAGAUAACUCAUGCUACUUGAAACGGGCACCGGGAACACUCCCUCCGCUUUGCGAUUCAAACGAUGACCCUGACUCUGUCUGGUAUGUAGCAAUGAAGGCUUGCAUCAGUCCUUUACCUGGAAAUGGACUCGGUCGUAACAUCACCAAAUGGCCAUCGAGACUGUCCCUUCCACCGGAACGUUUGAAAGCCGUGAACUCAGAUGCAUUGCAAGCCAAGCCUGAAGUGUUCCGGGCCGAGCAGCGGUACUGGACUGCCAUCGUUGAAGGAUACCUGCGAGGCCUUGGCCUGAAGAAGGAAGACAUUCGAAACGUAAUGGACAUGCGAGCAGGCUAUGGAGGGUUUGCUGCGGCUCUAAUCUCGCAAAAGGUGGAUUGGUGGGUGAUGAACGUUGUUCCCAAAAGUGGUGUAAAUACAUUACCGGUGAUUUAUGAUCGCGGACUGAUUGGUGUUGCUCACGACUGGUGUGAGGCCUUUGACACUUACCCACGAACUUAUGACCUUAUACACGCUGCGGGAGUUUUUAUGCUCGAGAAGAACAGAUGUAAUGCUGCUCACAUCAUUUUGGAAAUGGACCGCAUAUUGCGUCCCGGAGGCUGGGUGCUGAUACGUGAAUCUCGAUACAUGGCAGCCGAGCUCGAGUUCCUGGCAAAAUCCGUCAAGUGGCACACCCGCAUCCUGGAAACCGAGAGUGGUCCUUAUGGGAAGGACAAGCUUCUCUCCUGUCAGAAGCCGCUUCCCAAUUUUUGAGCUCUUCGUCACUGCGCAGCACUACGUAUCGAAAACUUACCAAAACUCU
Molecule: messenger RNA, 1990 nt
Organism: Selaginella moellendorffii
Lineage: Eukaryota; Viridiplantae; Streptophyta; Lycopodiopsida; Selaginellales; Selaginellaceae
Product: probable methyltransferase PMT11
Exons: 9
Coding region: 64-1941 (625 amino acids)
Cellular component (GO): cytoplasm; trans-Golgi network; endosome
Molecular function (GO): methyltransferase activity
Source: RefSeq, a predicted model, not a curated record